Molecule: messenger RNA, 1178 nt
Organism: Microplitis demolitor
Lineage: Eukaryota; Metazoa; Arthropoda; Insecta; Hymenoptera; Braconidae
Gene: ringer
Product: tubulin polymerization-promoting protein homolog
Exons: 4
Coding region: 334-918 (194 amino acids)
Biological process (GO): microtubule bundle formation; positive regulation of protein polymerization; microtubule polymerization
Cellular component (GO): microtubule
Molecular function (GO): tubulin binding
Source: RefSeq, a predicted model, not a curated record
AGCCCAGAUUCAGUUUUUUUCGUCUAUUAUCUCAGAAUGACGCGAUACAGCUGUUGAUUAUACAAUAUAUAUAUGUAUAUAAAUAAACAAACACGUAAUAAAUAAUUAACGAGUGAUUAAUUGUUUGAUUUUAAAUAAAUAACAUCCUUGGAUUGUGACUAAAGUGCCGAUGACGUAAAGUAUCGAGUGAAUGGCGGGAUAAAAAAAUACAAAAUGUAAAAUCAGUUGAACUUUGUAGUAAUUAUUUGAGAGAGGGUAACAAAAGUGGAGAAAAAAUAUUGAUCGUGUUAAUAGUUUUAACAUCCAAUUCACGUAACAGCUAUUUAUAGUUAAAUGUCUGAAGAAACGCAACAGGUUGAGCUGCAGAGCGAGACGAACGGAGUAGACCCGAAAAUGGAGAAAAGUGAAAAGACUCCGGAGAAACCCGCGGCUAGCGGAGCGUCUUUUGGAGCGACUUUCAAAAAAUUCUCGAAAUUCGGAGACACUAAGAGCGAUGGCAAGACCAUUACACUGAGUCAAAGUGAUAAGUGGAUGAAACAGGCCAAGAUUUUUGAUAAAAAAAUAACCACUACCGACACGGGUAUACAUUUUAAGAAACAGAAAUUGAUGAAAUUAAAUAUGGAACAGUACAAAACAUUCCUCGAGGACUUGGCAAAAACUAAAAAAGUCGAAUUAUCUGAAAUAAUGAACAAGAUGGCGAGUUGUGGAGAUCCCGGUGUGAGCUCUUCCGUCAGUAUUGCCGGAAAAGCUUCAUCUACCGUCGACAGACUUACCGACGUUUCGAAGUACACGGGCUCCCACAAGCAGCGCUUUGACGAGUCCGGAAAGGGCAAAGGGAUCUCCGGGCGGAAGGACGUCCAUGAUGGCUCCGGAUACGUCCAAGGAUACCAACAUAAAGACACUUACAACAAACCAUAGUCUUCUCAUCUUAAUUUUUUCUUCAUCAAUCACUUACACUUCCCAUCAAAUUUCCCAUCUAUCAAAAUAUAUAUAAAAAAAAAAUAUAUAUAUAAAAGAAAAAUCAAAUGUCAUUUUUGACAGUUAAAAAUAAAUUUUAAAGUUCAUCAUGAAUAAUUAUUUUUUUUUUACAAUAAAAAAUUUUAAUGUUUCAGGUAUGAAUCAUACUGUUUAAAUAUAUGAAUAUAUAUAUUAUUAUAUUGCACAAAAAAAUUUUAAUG